Molecule: messenger RNA, 2414 nt
Organism: Cyprinus carpio (common carp)
Lineage: Eukaryota; Metazoa; Chordata; Actinopteri; Cypriniformes; Cyprinidae
Product: deformed epidermal autoregulatory factor 1 homolog
Exons: 14
Coding region: 422-1951 (509 amino acids)
Biological process (GO): regulation of transcription by RNA polymerase II
Cellular component (GO): nucleus
Molecular function (GO): DNA binding; DNA-binding transcription factor activity, RNA polymerase II-specific
Source: RefSeq, a predicted model, not a curated record
GCUUUAAGGAUUUAAAUAAACAUUAAUAAUAAUUGUUAAAUGCCAUAAACCUUGCAACAACUUUAAGAAAUCUAGAUUUGUCUCUUUUGACUACAAAUUACGCCUGAUGUCGAGCGUAGUUUCGUGCUACGUCGUGUUCUUUCGGUAAUUUCCGUUUUGAUUCGGUAAUUUCCGCUUAAUCUCCUUCCUGUGUUGAUCCCCCGUCCCCAGUAAAGCCACUCGGAGGCCAUUAUCCUGCAACCAUUUUCUUUUCUUUCAUACCCGAAGAAAAAAAAGCGUUUUAAUAAUUUCAUUAUUUAUUCGUGCAAGUUGACGAAGCUCUCGCGGGACACCUGCAGCUUUACAAAUCGCGAGGCACGCGCGCCUCGCCUCGUCAAUCCUUCGGAAAAUUUCGGCUGCUUUCGUGCCCCGCUGUUGUGAAAUGGACGCGACCGAACAGGCGGCGAAAGCGCUGCGGCUGGGCGACGCGUCUGCGGGAGAGGAGGCGGGCUCGGAGACCGAAUCGGAGGCCGAAGUCGCCACGAUGACUGUGAUGGGAGAAGCGGCGAACAUCGACAUCACCGAAUCCCUACCGAACCCCGACGAUGGCGAAACCGCGUUUGCAGCCGUCACUGUUGGGGACGUCCAGAGUUCAGAUGACACUGUCUUCACCUCCACAGUGUCCACAGCAGCAGCGUCCAUCCCUCAAACACUUCUCACCGGCAGAACCACGCUUCAGAUCGGAGACAGUCUGAGCACCCAGAAGGCCACACUGAUCGUGGUGCACACGGAUGGGAGCAUCGUGGACGCCACAGGGCUGAAGGGCACCGCGACACCUAUGACACCUGGCCCUCAAACCCCGAGCACCCCUCUGAUGUCUGGACACGAUAAGGACGUCUCGAAGUACAACUGGGAUCCGUCGGUUUAUGACAAUGAGCUUCCGGUCCGCUGCAGGAACACCAGCGGGAUUCUGUACAAAAACAGACUGGGCUCAGGGGGAAAAGGGCACUGUAUCAAACACAACAAUAACUGGUACACCCCGACUGAGUUUGAGGGUAUGUCAGGGAGAGCGAGCAGCAAAGACUGGAAGAGAAGCAUCCGCUACGCUGGCCGACCUCUGCAGUGUCUCAUUCAGGAGCGUAUCCUGAACCCUCAUGCAGCGUCCUGUACGUGUGCGGCCUGCUGUGAUGAUGUGUCAACAUUGAGUGACAUGUGUACGAAGGAGGGAUCUUUCGGAGGAGAGAACGUCUCCAUGACGGGCCCCGUCAGACUGUUCAUCCCUUAUAAAAGAAGGAAGAAGGACAGCGAGCGGGCAGCUUCUCCUGAGAAGAAGGAAGUUCAGUCUCCAAAGAACUUCACCCUGGGUCCUGGAGCAACAUUUACAGUGACUCCGUCCGGACAAAACACCACAUCAGGCACGCUGACCUUUGACCGAACAGCGACAGGAGAGACGGCGGCCAUCAUCUCCGACAUGUUGACCACUCUUCCUGCGCUGGCCGUGGUGCAGUCUAAACCCUCUCCGUCAGGGCCGAUCAUGAACGGGCUGGAGACGGCCGAGCAGCGCACCUGGCUUUACCUGGAGGAGAUGGCCAAUACACUGCUCAACAACGUCCAGCAACUCAAAGUCCUCAUCACACAGGCCAAACAAACCAGUCAGAGCGCAGCGCAUGCCCCCAUCAGCCCAGAGAAAUACAGAAAAGAGUCCUUUCAGAGUCAGCUGUCACUCAGUGAAGAAACCGAGGGGAAAAUCAAUCAAAUUAUCAUCAAGCACACGGUGUGUGAACUGCGGUCGAGAGGCGCGUCCAGUGAGUGUGCGGGCUGCGCUGCCAUAAAGUCCCAUUACUGCUCUGGCUUCUGUCAGCGGAAGGACUGGAAGGAGCAUCAGCUGAGCUGCUGUCCCCCGAGCACGACUGUCAGCAUUCAGGAAGACGCUCAGAUGGCCGGUGUGGAGGUGGAGAAAGGGAAGGCCUAGGACCAUGACAUAUGAGGUCUAGAUAGGUGUUCACUUCCGUUCAUGUGUUUAGUUUAGCUAUAAAGCCUCGUGGUAGCAGCCCCCUUACACACUGUGACAUACAGAGCAUACAUGGAUGACGUCUGUACUUUCUGUACCAUAUGAGCAGUUUUACCAUAUCACUAUGGAUUUUGUAUGUGAAUAUAAUCCUUAAAGCAGUAGUUCACCAAAAAUCAUUUACUCACAAUUAUGUUUUUCCAAGUCUGUAUGACUUUUUGAACACAAUGUGUUGUCCAAGCUCACAAUUUCCAUAAAAUGAAGACAUAAAAUGAACAGUUUUUAAGCUCCUAAAAGGAAAAAUAAAAACAUAAAAGUAAUCCACGUACCUGAAAUUGAAGAUAAUCAUUCCGUUGUAGCUCUCAAAUUUAUGAAAGCUUGUUUCUGCCACAAGAAAAAAAGGGUAAUUGGGAUUUUUUUUUCUUUU